This is a messenger RNA of Arabidopsis arenosa, 1447 nucleotides long. NCBI's taxonomy places the organism in Eukaryota, Viridiplantae, Streptophyta, Magnoliopsida, Brassicales, Brassicaceae. The record is from the annotation of a GenBank genome assembly.
CAUUCCCCUUCGUCUUCCUCCUCCUAAAUCCCGGCGAUAAUGGAAUGCUCUGCAACUCGUCCCAAGCUUUACCCAACCGUCGACACUUCAACCACCGUUGCUCCUCUCCCUAAUUCCUCUUCCUCCUCUUGUACUAAUAAUAAUCUCUAUCCUUCAAUCGAUGUGAAUGAUCUUGUCAACAAUAUCUUCCCGGAUCCCACCGCCUCUGACUCAGCUUCAGCUCCUCCUCUCGCGACGGAGGAAGUGAUUCUGACAAUCCACGGUGCGAUGCUCCACCUCAUCGACAAAUCCUAUAGCGUAGAGCUCGCUUGCGGCGAUCUCGAGAUUCUCCGUCUUGUUCAAGGAGAUAUCACCGUCGCGGUUUUUGCUCGUGUCGCCGAUGAGAUCCAAUGGCCGUUGACUAAAGACGAACCCGCCGUUAAAGUCGACGAGUCUCAUUACUUCUUCUCGCUCCGACCCGUUAAAGAAUCCGGGUCAUCGGAUCAUUCAGUCAACGAAGCAGAGAACGAGAUGUUGAACUACGGAUUAACAAUCGCUUCCAAAGGUCAAGAACCGUUGCUGGAGAAGCUAGACAAGAUAUUAGCUGAUUACAGCAGUUUCACGGCGGAGGAGAAACAGAAGGAAGAGAACGUUUUGGAUUUGACGGCGGCGAAGGAGACUUCACCGGAGGAGCUGAAGGGAAAGAGGAAAAAGAUGGUGGAGAAGCAAUGUACGGCUUAUUGGACGACCCUGGCUCCGAAUGUUGAGGAUUACAGUGGAGUUGCAGCGAAACUGAUCGCUGCUGGUUCUGGUCAAUUGAUAAAAGGGAUCUUAUGGUGUGGUGAUCUCACAAUGGAUAGGCUCAUGUGGGGAAAUGAUUUCAUGAAGAAGAAGUUGUCUAAAGCAGAGAAAGAGAGACAAGUUAGUCCUGGAACUUUGAAACGUCUCAAAAGAGUGAAGAAGAUGACGAAAAUGACAGAGAAAGUGGCGAAUGGUGUGCUCUCUGGUGUUGUUAAAGUUUCUGGAUUCUUUUCGAGUUCAGUGAUAAACAGCAAAGCUGGGCAGAAACUCUUUGGACUUCUUCCUGGAGAAAUGGUUCUUGCAACACUUGAUGGAUUCAACAAGGUUUGUGAUGCUGUUGAAGUAGCGGGAAGGAACGUUAUGAAAACAUCUUCCACUGUCGCUACUGAAAUCGUCGAUCACAAGUAUGGAGCAAAGACAGCACAGGCGACAAAUGAAGGGCUUAGCGCAGCAGGGCAUGCUUUUGGAACGGCAUGGACCGUUUUCAAGAUCAGACAAGCUCUUAACCCCAAGAGUGCCAUGAAGCCAUCAUCACUCGCUAAAACCGCAAUUAAAACCGCAGCUAAAGAGAAAAAGAAGGGAAAAAAGAGUUCUAAGUAGGCUAAUGGAUGUUGUGUUAUUUGUACAUCAAUCUCAUUGCCUUGGUAAAUAAGGAUUAAACAGACUA